Andrographis paniculata is the source of this 1881-nucleotide messenger RNA. RefSeq lists its product as uncharacterized. The transcript has 14 exons. The coding region runs from base 437 to 1597 and encodes 386 amino acids. Gene Ontology annotation, cellular component: COPII-coated ER to Golgi transport vesicle; endoplasmic reticulum. The record is from RefSeq and is a predicted model, not a curated record. Lineage: Eukaryota; Viridiplantae; Streptophyta; Magnoliopsida; Lamiales; Acanthaceae.
CUUCUUCUUCGAGCGUUUUCUUCUUCCUCUUCCUCUGCUCGGCUUCGUCUUGCUGUUUCUUUCUGCUAUCGUCUUCGUCUUCCUUUUCCCUACCUUUUACUUUCCUCGACCUCGUCUUCGGCUGUAGUCGUCUUCGUCUUCGUCUUCCUAUUCCCUCGCUUUUCUUGAUUGAUCGUCUUCCUCUUCCUUUUUGGAUCCAACUGCCAUCAGCUUUUUGGCAGGCCUAACACAGAAACCCCAACGUAGCAUAGGUCUGGCGUGAGGGCUCUCGCCGAUAAUUUGGCUAAAGGGUAGACUACAGUACCGACCCUUAAACCAAAAACACCCUUAACCUUACCCGAAUUAAAUGCAGCUUACACACAUAGACCAAUAGACAGCGUAGAGUCUCUCCCACGAACCUGCCCCGGCGGCGGCCUUCCAUUCUCCGUGUGAGAUUAUGGAGAGCAUAAUUGGGAGGAUUCGGAGCUUGGAUGUGUACCCUAAGGUUAACGAGGAUUUCUACAGCAGAACUCUAUCGGGAGGCGUUAUAACCUUGGUUUCUUCCGUAGUUAUGCUGCUCCUGUUCAUCUCGGAACUAAGAUUAUAUCUUCAUGCAGUAACAGAAACAAAGUUAGUGGUAGAUACAUCAAGAGGGGAAAGGCUCCGUAUUAAUUUUGAUGUGACUUUUCCAGCACUCCCAUGCUCUAUGGUCAGUCUUGAUGCGAUGGAUAUAAGUGGAGAGCAACACCUGGAUGUUAGGCAUGACCUAAUAAAGAAGAGGAUUGAUGCCAAUGGCAAUGUGAUAGAAACAAGACAAGAUACCAUUGGAACUCCCAAGAUUGAACGACCAUUACAAAGGCACGGUGGAAGGCUAGAAAAAAACGAGACCUAUUGUGGCUCAUGUUAUGGUGCAGAAGCGGCUGAUGACGAUUGUUGUAAUAGUUGUGAAGAAGUUCGGGAAGCAUACCGAAAAAAGGGCUGGGCAUUGUCAAAUCCAGAUUUGAUUGAUCAAUGCAAAAGAGAAGGUUUCCUUCAAAAGAUCAAAGAUGAAGAGGGAGAAGGGUGUAACAUUUAUGGAUUCUUGGAUGUCAAUAAGGUAGGUGGUAACUUCCAUUUUGCACCUGGGAAGAGUUUCCAGCAGUCAAAUGUACAUGUUCAUGACGUGCAAACCUUUCAGAAGGACAGUUUCAAUAUAAGUCACAAAAUCAACAGAUUAGCAUUUGGAGAUUACUUCCCUGGUGCAGUAAAUCCUCUUGAUGGUGCACAAUGGGUACAACAUACACCAAAUGCAAUGUACGAAUAUUUCCUUAAGGUUGUACCAACUGUGUUCACAGAUGUCGAUGGACACACAAUUUACUCAAAUCAGUUUUCAGUAACAGAACAUGUUAAAGGCGGGGAGGCAGGUCAACUUCAAUCUAUUCCCGGUGUAUUUUUCUUUUACGACCUCUCGCCAAUUAAGGUGACUUCUAUAGAGACAUAUUUCCCUUUCUUGCACUUCCUGACCAACGUCUGCGCCAUUGUUGGGGGAGUAUUUACCGUCUCAGGGAUAAUCGACUCGUUUGUAUAUCAUGGUCACAAUGCAAUUAAAAAGAAAAUGGAAAUAGGCAAGUUCAGCUAACCCUCGAUGCAUUGCAAACAAAAUUGAAAUGAGCUUGCUCGAGAGAAGAUAAAACCUUAUAAUCGAAGGAGUUACAUCCGGUACUCUUACAAUGUUUGCAAAUCAUUUUCCAUUUAAUUUGGAGUUCUCGGUUCAAUUCGAUUUUGUCUUUUGGGAGAGGUUUCGAAGACGAAACUUGUUUGGAUGUUAGUUUGAACAUGUAAAAAUAGUACAUAUUUUGUUGCCAAGUUAAUUAUUACCAUUUACCAACGUUUAUUUUUUCUAUCAUUUUUUGAAACUAUUUA